AUGAUCAAGGACACACCCCCAAUGCCCAACUGGAAGCACCUCUCAGUAGCAGUUGUCGGAGGUGGCAUCGGCGGCAUGUCCGUCGCCAUCGCUCUCCGCCGCGCUGGCCACUCAGUCACAAUUUACGAACGCUCCGACUUUGCAGGUGAAGUCGGUGCAUCUGUAUCUUGCGCCGCAAACGGAACUCGCUGGCUGCACGAGUGGGACGUUGACGUCGCAAAGGGUGAUCCCGUCGUUCUCAAGAAGCUCAUCAACCGCGACUGGAAGACCGGCGAGCCCGUCAGUGUCUAUGAUUUGGACGACUAUGAGAAGCGUUGGGGUUUUGUUUACAACAUGUUUCAUCGUCAGUAUAUGCAUGCUAUGCUCAAGGAUACUGCUAUGGGCGAGGACGGAGAGGGUGAGCCUGUGAAGCUUCUUGUUAAGCACAAGUGCACUUCUAUCGAUAUUCCCAACGGAACUAUUACUUUCGAUAACGGCCUUUCCGUCAAGCAUGACUUGAUUAUUGGUGCUGAUGGUAUCGGUUCCGUUGUUCGAGGAAUCUUGGGUAUUCACCCCGAGAAGAAGCCUUCUGACCAGAGCUGUCUUCACUGCAACGUCACCACCGAAGAGGCUGUCAAGGCUGGUCUCGUUGAUUACUCUCAGAACAGCGCUCUCGAGUACUGGGGCGGCCAAGAAGGCAAGUGGGAUAAGAUUGUCUUGUCCCCUUGCAACGGCGGCAAGCUUCUCUCAUACUACUGCUUCUUCCCCCGCGAACAGGGCGAUUACACCACACAAGCAUGGGGCUCCGACAGUCUUCCCGUCGAGGAUCUCCUACAACCCUACCCCCAACUGGACAGCCAAGUUCUGGGCCAUCUCGCUAUCGGAAAGGAGAUUCAGCCUUGGAGACUCUGGGUUCACCAGCCUUAUCCUUAUAUCCACAAGGGCAACGUCUGUCUCUUGGGUGAUGCCGGUCAUCCCAUGAUGCCUCAUCAGUCUCAAGGUGCAUGCAUGGCCAUUGAAGAUGCCGCCGCUCUUGGAAUCCUCUUCAGCAAGCGAUACUUUAACGGCGACAUUGCCCAGUCUCUUUCAGUCUAUGAAAAGGUCCGUCUACCACGUGCUACACGUGUUCAGGCUGCUGCUGCCAAGGCUGCAUACAACAUCAACGAGAGAAUUGGAUUCUCGGUGAACAAGGAUGUUUCCACAUACAAGGUUGAGAAUGAGAAGGAGGUUUUGACGAUCGAGGAGAUGAACACAUAUGAUAUGUAUAAGGAUAUCGAGGAGAAGCUGGCCAAGGCGAAGGGUGACAAGUACGAUGGGUUCGUCAAUGGCUUGCCUGUGGGAUUGGUGCUGCCUAACGGUGUUACUAUUGGGGCUUAA
Fusarium pseudograminearum CS3096 is the source of this 1356-nucleotide messenger RNA. RefSeq lists its product as uncharacterized. Gene Ontology annotation, molecular function: monooxygenase activity; FAD binding. Bases 1 to 1356 code for a protein of 451 amino acids. The record is from RefSeq and is a predicted model, not a curated record. The transcript is spliced from 2 exons. NCBI's taxonomy places the organism in Eukaryota, Fungi, Ascomycota, Sordariomycetes, Hypocreales, Nectriaceae.